CUCUCACUCUAUCCCACCAACUCGACUGACGUGCCCGAACUUGUACGACCGACACCUGAUCCGUUCGGUCGCUGCAUAGACCAGGCAGGGAAGUAUCAAAGUUACCCAAUAAACAUACAAAUGCGACGCAAUUAACCAAGGACUCGGUUGAAAAGUAAGAGUUUACAAUUUUAUCACAGGGGAAUAGCGCGGAAUGCUGAGAAUGAUACGAGUUUGAUGGGACUGGAGAAUUUGGAGCUCCAUGCCCAAAUGGCCAAUUCUCCGCAGAGCUGUUCAAAUGUGGAUUUCACGUUGUGAUACGCACCACGUCCUGGUUCAGAACUCAUGCUUUCUGCAUGAAAACACCUGAAUAAGGUAGCCUAUCCAAGAUGAUCAAUCUCUUUUAUACCAAUCAUUGCAUUUAGCAGAAUCAUGUGCUCUCAACAUUGAGUGUAGGUCACCAUUGACUGUCAACUGUAAAAAACGACAACAGGUUCCAAUGGAGCACAGGAAGCAGAAGUUGAGUUCGGCCAAGGGCUUCGUCCCAGUGUUUGAGAUGCGCGGAACUCGUCGGAUACUUUUUCUACUAGUGCUGAUGUUGGUAGGUUUGGAUGGGGUCGGCGGACUCCCUGCGUGUAGAAGGAAAACGGAAGCUGGUGAGCGGUCUGUGGAGUCCCUGAGCUCUGUGAAGCAUCAUCCCGUGACGGGAGCGGCAUUGAGCCGCUCCAAACGCUACGCCAUCAACCCACUGGGACACAAGUGGAAGCAUUUCAACCUCACCUACAAGAUCGUGAAGUUUCCCAACACGCUGAACAAAGAUGGCACCCGCAAGGCCAUCAGCAUUGCGUUCUCCAAGUGGAGCGACGUGUCUCCUCUCUACUUUGCUGAAAUCACAAACCCCAACAAGAGUGCUGACAUUAUCAUCGGCUUCUACACGUGGAACCACACAGACUGCUGGUGGUCUCCAUUGCACCCCUGUUUUGAUGGGCUAAACGGGGAGUUGGCCCAUGCCUUCCUGCCCCCGCGUGGGGAGAUCCACUUUGACAACCAUGAGUUCUGGAUCCUGGGGAAGUCCCGCUUCAGCUGGAAACAAGGUGUAUGGUUGAAUGACCUGGUACAGGUUGCGGCUCAUGAGAUCGGGCACGCCCUCGGACUGUGGCACUCCCGUGACCCCCAGGCCCUGAUGCAUCCCAAUGCCACCUACACGGGCCAGAGGAACAUUGCCCAGGACGACAUCUGGGGAAUCCAGCGCCUCUAUGGAUGCACAGACAAGAAGCGCGUGUGUGAUCCAUGGGCUCGCCUUGGCUUCUGCGAAAGGAGGAAGAGCUUCAUGAAGAAACACUGUGCCCGCCGCUGCGACCUCUGCUAUGAGCCUCUUGAGGCCAUUAUCACGCCAACUCCACUGCCUUCCAACGUCAAGGUCAAGAUGGUUCCUCGUGGAAAGGUUGUGGGCUUCCGCUGUGGGACGAAGAAUCCUAGAUCGCCUCCCAAAGUCAGCUGGUACAAGGAUGGAGAACAGCUCCUGAUCUCUAUCCCCGGCUACAUCAUCAUGAAGGGCCGCGACCUCCGCAUCGUUGCCAACGAGUUUAACGAGGGCACUUACACCUGUCGCGUCCAUCGUAGCGGCAAUGUGGUCUCUGCAAACUCCUGGGCCAUCCGGCUGAAGCCUGAACAGCCCUCCAACAGUUGAGCUGAACGGAGUGAGUGAGGGAAAGGAAGAAUGAGAGCUGGGAAGGAAAGUAUAAGGCAUGGAGGAAAAGAGGACGAACCCACAGCUGUGCCACAUGUGCCUCUCCGCUAGCCGCAGUGGAAUGCAGGUGGCAACAAUUAUAAUAUUAAAAUGGAACUCAGCAAUUUGACAUCAUACACCAUGACGACUUCCUGAUAUUUAAAAUCUGCCAUGACUGCCACAUAUUGGACCAUAUUCACUCAGGGGUUGUGAGCUCUGAUUCAGAGGGUUUGGGUUAAAUGCGGAAGACACAUUUCAGUUGAAGACAUUCAGUUGUACAACUGACUAGGUAUCCUCCUUUCUCUAAAAUAAAAGAACCCAACAGAAAACAGAAAACCUUCCUUGAGUUUAACCUUAGAAUCAACAGAUCAUUUACCAAUGGAAACAACCCUCUAGUCUAGAGCCAAUAGUGUCAGUCUUGCAGAUUGAAAUUCUGUUGUUGUUAAUGUCUGUAAACAGGAAGUUUCCCCGGUUUGUAGGAUGAUAUCAUAUAGCUGAGUCUACCUUUAAGCAGAUUGUACUCUGACAGUACUCCCCAGGUCAUAAAUGGGAUAGACCCCAGCGCUCAACCUUAUACUUCAUUCAUCAUCAAGGACAUCAGACUUUAAGAUCCAGACAGAAAAGACUAGCUUUGCUCACCCUUUAAAUGUGAUGACUGUCAUUUCCAUGCAGUUGUUGUAUUGAUAUAUCUCACUUUGUAAAAUGUCUAGGACAGAGUUGAUAUUUCUAGUAAGAUGUUUUGAUGAAAAUGGUGGAAAUAUGAUGUAGCUAUCACUGUGUGUACAGUACUUACGGAAAGUAUUCGCAGAUUUAAGUCAUAACUGAUAUUAGGGCACUCAAGCCCCGUUUUUUUAUGCCUGGUUCUAACAUGCAUCCUGGUCUUGUCCACAUUCUGACCGUGCCCAAAUUCUCAGACAUGCAUCUAUAAAAUAUUGAACAGUCA
Molecule: messenger RNA, 2651 nt
Organism: Oncorhynchus keta (chum salmon)
Lineage: Eukaryota; Metazoa; Chordata; Actinopteri; Salmoniformes; Salmonidae
Product: matrix metalloproteinase-23
Exons: 8
Coding region: 479-1669 (396 amino acids)
Biological process (GO): proteolysis; collagen catabolic process; extracellular matrix organization
Cellular component (GO): extracellular matrix
Molecular function (GO): metalloendopeptidase activity; zinc ion binding
Source: RefSeq, a predicted model, not a curated record